AUGGUCACUCCACACGCUCCCCCGCACGUUGUCCUGCCCGCCCACAACCUCGCCAGCACUAUGACUCACGCGACCUUCCGGACGCAUGGACCCCACCCAAGGACGCGUGCUUCUGGUGCCUUCGCGGCGGCCACAGGACCAGAGAAUGCCCCCGACGAUACCUCCCCCUGUGGUGCUACCCUCCUGCCCAUCCGAGUCGAGUCGCACGAGCUCCUAGCCUUCCUCGACUCCGGAAGCGCCGUCAGCAUCAUCCCAGCGUCGUCCCUAAGCAAAUGUAAUACGCCCUCCACCUGCACACCCACAACGUAUAUCGUCCACGGUGCCAGUGGUUCUUGCCUUGACGUCAUUGGCGAGGUCUCCCUCACCAUUCAUCUGUCCGGCAUGACGACAUCGCACCCAUUCAUGGUCAUAAACGGCCCAGCCGUCCCGGGGGAUAUUCUCCUGGGCUACGACUUCAUGGCCAGGACAGGCCUCCACCCAAUUCCUCGCGAGAACAUAGCUGUUCACAACAAUCGCGUCUACGCCCUCACCCCCUCUGGACGAGUAUGGCGCAGAUCGCACUGCCACUCGCUUACAAGUAGGGUCGCGACCCCCUCAGCUCCAGCCAGCAACAAGGUCACUACCGGUUCCCUGGACAUGAACGCCACCACCGCUACUCCUUCAAGCUCCACACGUCAACCACAGGUCACACCCACACCAACAAGCAGGGUCACUACCGGUUCCCCAUACGUAAGCGCCACCAAUGCUGCUCCAUCAAGCUCCACGUGUCAGCCACAGGUCACACCCACACCAACAAGCAAGAGCCCUCCUCAAUCACCAGCCGCCUCGAGGCCCACAUGGACCCCUGUGUCUGACUUCCCCUUGUCAGGUCAGUGA
Molecule: messenger RNA, 876 nt
Organism: Penaeus vannamei (Pacific white shrimp)
Lineage: Eukaryota; Metazoa; Arthropoda; Malacostraca; Decapoda; Penaeidae
Source: RefSeq, a predicted model, not a curated record